AUGUAUAACAGAACUAGUGCAACUUUAAUGCUGCAGACCAUAAUGGUGCUGAUGGAGAAGCAAAAUUCAACGGAUGUCACACACUUGCCCACGAAUUUUUACGAGGAUGCGGAGAUCGAGCGGUGCUAUGGCACAUAUGGAUGCUUCUCGAAAGCCUACCCGUGGACAGAGAACCGACCGGAUAACUACUUUCCCGUGUCACCAGAAGUCUUGGGAGUGCGGUAUCCAGCGUUUACGAGACGGAAUAGAAGGAUACCACUGAUGUUACAAGCGCAUGAUACCGAGAAGAUUCGAAACGCAAACAUCGACCCCAGAGGGCCGUUUUAUCUCAUCUCUCAUGGUUUUCUGGAAGGCGGUCACAAGUUAUGGAUACAAAACAUGGCCGAUGCACUUUUAAAUUUAGAAGGCAACGAGGCGGCAACAGUUUUGGUAGUGGAUUGGAGGAAGGGAGCCCAGCCUCCGUACGGUCAGGCCGUGGCGAACAUAAGGCUAGUCGGUGCCAUGACUGCGCACCUUGUCCACAAUUUAUACGUCAUGUUGGGUUUACCCAAUUUGGAUAAUUUCCAUUUCAUUGGUCAUUCUUUGGGUGCACAUUUGGCGGGAUACUGCGGCCACGGUUUGCAGAAGAAGUUCAAUCUCAAGUUGGGAAGGAUAACGGGCCUAGAUCCAGCCGCCCCUUACUUCAGUAAUACGGUCACAUUGGUACGACUGGACAGAUCUGACGCCAAAUACGUCGACAUCAUUCACAGCAAUGCGAUGCCCCUCUAUUUCUCAGGUUUCGGGAUAUCGGAGGCGAUCGGCCACGUGGACUUCUUCCCGAACGGCGGCUCCACGCAGCCGGGCUGCAAGAGCGACGGCGCCCGGGGCCACGCGGGGACCGGGGACAUGUACACCCAAGUGCUGAGGUUCGUCAGCUGCAACCACGAGAGGAGCUACGUCCUCUUCACGGAGAGCGUCGCGCCCACGUGCCCCUUCAUGGCGGUGCAGUGCAAAUCCUACGAGGCGUUUCUGGCCGGCAACUGUACGGCGUGUGACAGCAAGCAUUAUUGUAUUCCCAUGGGAUAUCAUUCGUACGAGAUAUACAAGAGGUAUCAUGCGAGCGGUCUGAUCGAUUCAAACUCACACGUCUCGCUGUACUCCAUGACAGGGGGGUCCAAGCCAUUCUGCAAGGUGCACUACAAAAUAACUUUGAAGGUGUCUAACUCCUCUGAGAGCAUACUGCACGGUCCCGACGUUGGCAGGGUGUCCAUAAUUCUAGUGGACAAAAAUAACAGCAAGAGCGACCACAAAUUCAUAGAUGACGAACAGAAAUAUUACAAGCCUGGUGAUAUAGAGACGAAAAUGGUCCCCUUUAAGGACACUGGAUAUCCGCCUAUGUCUGUUAUAGUAGAGUGGAAAUACGAGACUAACUUAUUUAAUCCCAUUACAUGGAGGCUACUGAAGUCGCCUAGUAUCUACAUAGAAUACAUAAAAAUAUCAUCUAUUGAGUAUAACACCGACAUCACCGUGUGUCCGAAGUUAAAGAAGCCUGUUGUUGCUAAUUUGCAGACAGUUAUGAAGACCAAAUAUUGUGUUUUUUCG
Iphiclides podalirius (scarce swallowtail) is the source of this 1581-nucleotide messenger RNA. NCBI's taxonomy places the organism in Eukaryota, Metazoa, Arthropoda, Insecta, Lepidoptera, Papilionidae. The record is from the annotation of a GenBank genome assembly.